CAAAAAUGAAGAGCAUGUUCCGGUUUUGCCGUUAGGCAGGUAUAUGUACCCUGCGCUUCACCACACCCCCUCUCCCAUAUGGACCAACUCCAAGUUGAUUCAGCAGCAGCUGCCCUCGUUGACGAGGAAGACGUGGUCACUGCCAACGAUGCCCGCCGUGAUGGUGAUACAAGAGCCGGUGGGAGCAGUGGCCGAGUCAGGGGUCCCUGGUCUCCGGAAGAAGACGCAAUUCUCAGUCAACUCGUCAACAAGUUCGGCCCCCGGAAUUGGAGCUUGAUCGCCCGUGGAAUUUCCGGUCGUUCUGGAAAGUCUUGCCGGCUUCGCUGGUGUAACCAGCUCGACCCUUGCGUCAAGCGGAAGCCCUUUACUGAGGAAGAGGAUCGUAUUAUAAUUGCAGCCCAUUCACAUCAUGGAAAUAAGUGGGCAUCAAUUGCAAGGCUCCUGCCAGGCAGAACAGACAAUGCAAUCAAGAACCACUGGAAUUCUACACUAAAGCGACAGUGCAAGAAGCUUGACAUGUUUAAACCAAUAUCUGGUAGUAUGUUGGAAGAUGGUAGCCCUGACAGAACAAAGGCAUCCUCAGAAGAAACCAUGUCGCCAGGUGAUAUCGACUCACGGAAGCCCCCAGAAGGAAGAGAUGCGAGCUUGAUGGAUAAUGGACUCUAUCAGUGUGAAAACAAGGUUCAGACCACUGAAGAUCAUUCUUCCAUUUCUCGUCCAAUGGCACGUGUUAGUGCCUUCAGCGUUUACAACCCUCCAAGUGGCCUGAGAGUCGGAUCUGCAUUUUCAAGGGCGGCCCCAAUGAAGGGGCCUUUGGUCCAAACCUCUAAACCACACUUGGAGGUCUGUAAAUUCCUUGAAGGUGUUUAUAGUGAACCCACGAUCCCUUUGCAAUGUGGUCACGGUUGCUGUGAGGCUCCAACUGGUGGCCAAUCUCAAGGGUCGCUGUUGGGGCCUGAAUUUAUUGAAUACAUGGAACCCCCACCAUUCUCUAGUCAUGAAUUAGCAUCCAUAGCUGCAGAGUUGAACAGUAUUGCUUGGAUCACGAGUGGCCUUGUGAACAGCAGCAGUAGCAUGCAGGACGAAACAGCCGGACAGAGGCUCUGUAUGGGAGCUGCAGCACAACUGAAGAAUGAGCAUUUGCGACUUGAGGAGGGAAGGAACAAGCUGAUGGGCAUGAUGACAGAGGUGCUGCCGACCCAGAUGCCUGCCUAGGUACAAAUCCUCCAUUUGACAGUAAUUAGAGGAAGCUUUUCUGACGUUUCUAAGACUUUGAAAAGUUUUAUAAUUCAAGAAUUAGAAAAGUUAGAAACAUUUUCUAAAAUCACCGUCAAACAGAGUUUAAAGUGAGAGGAUGGUAGACUUCUAAAAUUAGUAAAUUACAACCGUCUUUUUCCUGAAUUACUUAGUGGAGGACAAUAGUUAUCUGAAGAAGGCCUCUCGUUGGGGGUGAAGAGAUGGAUGUAAAACAUACUUGACGUCAAGUUGACUCUGAAAUGAGGUUUUUUCAUGAAUGGUUUGAUGAAUGUAUAAGCAUGAAGCUCUCAAUUUUUAGUAUAAAGGGCUGAUUUGAUUUAGGUA
Molecule: messenger RNA, 1581 nt
Organism: Vitis riparia (riverbank grape)
Lineage: Eukaryota; Viridiplantae; Streptophyta; Magnoliopsida; Vitales; Vitaceae
Product: transcription factor MYB1-like
Exons: 2
Coding region: 79-1215 (378 amino acids)
Biological process (GO): regulation of DNA-templated transcription
Cellular component (GO): nucleus
Molecular function (GO): RNA polymerase II cis-regulatory region sequence-specific DNA binding; DNA-binding transcription factor activity, RNA polymerase II-specific
Source: RefSeq, a predicted model, not a curated record